Molecule: messenger RNA, 2333 nt
Organism: Medicago truncatula (barrel medic)
Lineage: Eukaryota; Viridiplantae; Streptophyta; Magnoliopsida; Fabales; Fabaceae
Product: probable serine/threonine-protein kinase WNK4
Exons: 7
Coding region: 363-2090 (575 amino acids)
Biological process (GO): protein phosphorylation
Molecular function (GO): ATP binding; protein kinase activity
Source: RefSeq, a predicted model, not a curated record
CAAACUCUAUGCUAGUGCAACACUUUCAUGUGUUGCUUUCGUUUCUAAAUAGAACAAGAAAGAAAAUAAGUAAAACAAACAAAAAAAAUCUUCAAUUGGUUGCAAGUAACUUAUUAUAAGCACUUAACAUGGUUGGUUUUUAACAUGUGCAAAAGAAUCAAGAAUAUUGACUAUUCUAAACUCUUUUGAUUGUGUUUUUGAGUCUCUUUUCACGUUAAUGUUUAUGUCAUCUUAAUGCGACCGUGAUUGAGGCUGCAUCAACUAUAUUUGACUAUAAUUGUUUGCAAUAUCAAGAAUCGCGACACGAACGAUAAUAUAGAAGAUUAUUGUUAAUUUGGUGUGUAUAUAGCUAAGAAUUAGACAUGUUUUGUAAGAGAGAGAGCAUGGAGGAAUUCAAGGAAGAGAAUCGUUAUGUGGAAACUGAUCCAACUGGUCGCUAUGGUAGGUUUGGAGAUGUUCUUGGAAAAGGGGCAAUGAAGACAGUAUACAAAGCAAUUGAUGAAGUACUUGGAAUAGAGGUAGCAUGGAACCAAGUCAGACUCAACGAGGUACUAAACACGCCGGACGAUUUGCAGCGCCUUUACUCGGAGGUUCAUCUCCUAAGCACACUCAAGCACCGGUCGAUCAUGCGAUUCUACACAUCUUGGAUUGAUAUUGAUAACAAGAACUUCAACUUUGUUACAGAAAUGUUCACAUCAGGCUCACUGAGAGAGUACCGGAGGAAAUAUAAGCGAGUAAGCUUACAAGCAAUAAAGAGUUGGGCGCGCCAAAUUUUACAAGGUCUAGUUUAUUUACAUGGCCAUGAUCCACCUGUAAUCCAUAGGGACCUAAAAUGUGAUAACAUAUUUGUCAAUGGUCAUCUUGGACAAGUGAAAAUUGGUGACCUUGGACUAGCUGCAAUUCUCCAAGGUUCUCAAUCAGCUCAUAGUGUUAUAGGAACACCGGAGUUCAUGGCACCGGAAAUGUACGAGGAAGAAUACAAUGAACUUGCUGAUGUUUACUCAUUUGGCAUGUGUGUAUUGGAAAUGCUCACAUCUGAUUAUCCAUAUAGUGAAUGUACUAAUCCAGCACAGAUAUACAAGAAAGUGACAUCGGGGAAGCUACCAAUGUCAUUUUUCCGCAUUGAAGAUGGGGAAGCGCGGAGAUUCAUUGGAAAAUGUUUAGAACCUGCGGCAAAUAGACCGUCAGCGAAAGAUUUGUUGCUUGAACCUUUUCUUUCGACAGAUGAUACAUCAUCAGCAAUGAAGUUAAAAAUUCAGAAGCCGUUUUUGAAUGAAAAUGAGAUGGAAAAACUUCAAUUGAGUGAUGAAUUUCAAAGGACUGAAAUGAAAGUCAUAGGAAAGUUGAAUCCUGAAGAUGAUACUAUCUUUCUCAAAGUACAAAUUUCAGAUAAGAAAUGUUCUGUUAGGAAUGUAUAUUUUCCAUUUGAUAUUCUCACUGAUACUCCCAUUGAUGUUGCAAUGGAGAUGGUAAAAGAAUUGGAGAUUUCUGAUUGGGAUCCUUUUGAUAUUGCAAAUAUGAUCAAUAGAGAGAUAUCUGCUCUUCUACCACAUAGAUGGAAAAAUGAUUACUCAGAUUCCUUCCAUACAUUCAGUUAUCAAGAUGAUGAUGUCGAUGAAUCUCGUCUUCAUUUCCGCUCGAUCUCUUCUUCUUCAUCGUUACAUGAAUCAAUACCAGAUUUUGUCAGUAAAUCUGAGGAAAUAUCGCACGGAUAUUAUUUGCUCCAUGAUGAUUUGCAUGAUGAUAACAGUUCAAGAUGCUCCUCACAAGGGACAUAUUCAAACUGGAACUAUUAUUCUAUGGAUGACCAUGAACACAAUAUAGCCUCAAUCAGAAAAGAUAAGCUUCCCAUCAUGAAGAGUCACAAUUGCAACCAUUGUAAAAUUAUAGGAGGAUCACAGAAUUGUUCAUCAAGUAAAAGUAAGAUGGUGAUGGAAAAUCGAAAACUGACACGGAAUAGGUCUCUGAUCGAUACACGGAGCCAAUUGUUACACAGAUCAUUGGUUGAUGAGUUGAACAAAAGAAGGCAAGUCAAGACAGUUGGUGCUGUGGAGAAUAUUGGAUUUCAGUCACCUUAUGAUGUUAAAUAGUCACAGAUUGUAUCUAUUUGCUUUAAUAAGAACACUUUUUGUUUUAAUUAAUUAAUAAGAACACUUAAAAGGAGUGUGGUAGAAAAUAUUAAAGUGAUGUAGAAACAUUUAGAAAUGAGUGCUUUUUGAACAUUGAAAACUAUAUAGACUUGUAUAAAUGGACUUGAGAAAAUAACCCGGUUAUGGGGCUAUCAUAUUUCCUAUGUAAAAACAAACACUUCAAAUUUAAGGCAUGUUCGACAA